Klebsormidium nitens is the source of this 2817-nucleotide messenger RNA. Lineage: Eukaryota; Viridiplantae; Streptophyta; Klebsormidiophyceae; Klebsormidiales; Klebsormidiaceae. The record is from the annotation of a GenBank genome assembly.
CAUGAAUUUGGCUGGCAGGCAAGAAGGCAAGCUAGGGCGCACUGCGGAAAGAAGGGCCUCAUCUCUUGUUUUGAGGUCACUUGGGUUUGCUGUGGUAAAGUAGGGCUUUCCUUUGGCACUUAGCGCGCUGUCAUCUGCAACCUCGUCUUCAGGUUGAAUGUUUACGUGAAUUGUAGUGAUCCGCUCAUUUGUAGUUGGCGAGUUCGUCAUAGGGUAUAAGAAACCCUGCUUUUGUUCAAGCAGUUCAUUCCCCUGGUGCCACCAGCCGAAGCUGUGUGUGGCGCGGUGGGAGCCUGAUGACUGAUGUGGAAGACAGCCGCAGCAAACGCAAGCGGGAGGAGGCGGAUGUAGACGACCCUCCUAGAAAGUCAAGGAAGUCGGAAGAGUACGAGCAUCGGCACCGGAAGGCCGAUGAGCGCAGCAGCCGGAGAGACAGGGACGACCGGGAUGGGCGGCGGGACAGCAAUUAUGAUAAGAAGGACAGAGACCGUUAUUACGACGAAAAGGACAAGGAUCGGUAUCAUGACGAACGGGCGGGCGGGGGUAGCGAUCGGCGCCGGGACGAGGAGCGGCCGAGGCAUCGAGCGAAGGAGGAGAGGGAGGACCGAGGGAGGCGGGGUGACAGCAGGGAACGAAGACCGGUCAAAGAGGAGCCGGCGGAUGGGGGUCCGGUUGGUGCUGUGGACGUCUUGAAGCAGGAAGCGGCUGACGGUGCGGCUGUGAAAGCGGAGGAGGAUGUGAAGCCGAACGUGGCGGCACAGGAGAAUGGGGGAACGGAGCGGCGGAAGCGGAGGCGGUGGGACAGCGACGAGAAGGCGCCUGGGACGGGGGCGGUGGCAAAUGGGAGUGGAUUGGUCGGCGCAGCUGCACCAGCAGCUCCUGUGGCGGUUGUUCCACUGAACCUGGAUGCUUUAGCCAAGGCGAAGGCGGCGCUGCAGAAACAGAAGGAGCUGGCAGAGCGCCUCAAACGACUGCCACAGUUGAACAGAGUCGCCACUCCACCAGUCCCUGGCGUCCCCCUCCCCCCCGUCAUCCCCGCCGUCCAGCCAACCAUUCCCGACCCCAACGCCGCUCUCCUGGCGGCACAACAGCGAGCCGCUAUGCUGGGGUUGGCGAUUCCGGGAUCCUUGUCCGCGGCCGCGGCGGCGGGGGCUCUUGCAGGGGCGGCACUGAAAGCUGCGCAGCCGAGCAAGGCGCCGGUGCUGAGGCUGGAUCACCUGGGGCGGGAGAUUGACGAGGAGGGGAAUGUGGUCGAACAGAAGAAGCUGCCGCCCAGUGAACUGAAGGUGAACAUCAACAAGGCGAAGAAGGACAAGUUCAAGAUCUUGCGUCCCGACCUGGACGCAGUCCCCGAGGACGACCCCUUCUUCGACCCCGCUCUCAACGUCGACCGUAAGAAGAUUCUGCGCCCGCGCCGCGCGGCCUUCCAGUUCGUGGAGGAGGGCAAGUGGAGCCAGCAGGCAGAGGCGCAGCGACUGCGGGCCCAGUUCGGGGAGCAGAAGGCCAAGGAGAUGAAGGCGCGGCAGGCGCUGAUGGAGAAGGAGCGCGAGCAGGCCGCGGUGAACCCCAAUCUGAUCGAGGUCACGGCGCGCGCCCCGGUGCCGGAGAAGCAGGAGAAGCCAAAGGACCCCAUCCCCGACGUCGAGUGGUGGGACGCUCCCCUGCUGCUGACGCGGACGUACGCCGACGUGCGUAACCUCCCCGAGUCCGAGUUCCGGCUGCGCGAGGAGCGCAUCACGCACCUCGUAGAGCACCCCGUGCCCAUCGAACCGGAGACCGCGCUGCCACCGCCCCCGCCGCAACCGCUCAAGCUCACCAAAAAGGAGCAGAAGAAGCUGCGUCACCAGGCGCGCAUGGCGCGCGAGGCGGAGCGGCAGGAGCUGGUGCGGCAGGGCCUGCUGGAGCCACCCAAGAACAAGGUCAAGAUCUCCAACUUUAUGCGCGUCAUGGGGGCCGACGCCGUGCAAGACCCGACCGCGCUCGAGAAGCAAGUGCGCAACGAGCAACAGGAGCGCGAGGGCGCGCACGCGGACCGGAACCUCGCGCGCAAGCUGACGCCUGCGGAGCGGCGCGAGAAGAAGAACAAGAAGCUGUUCGAGGACAUGACGCUCGAGACGAUCGUGUCGCUGUACAGGGUGUCUGACCUGCGCCACCCCCAGCACCAGUACAAGGUGGACAUCAACGCGCAGGAGAACCGGCUGACGGGCGUCAUGCUCAUCAGCGACGCCAUGAGCGUGGUCCUGGUCGAAGGCGGCACCAAGUCCAACAAGCGCUACCAGAAGCUCAUGCUGCACCGAAUCAACUGGACGCAGGCGCUCGAGAAAGCGGGGGACGAUGACGAUGCCGACGAAGAACUAGCGCGGGACAAUAAGUGCGUGCUCGUGUGGCAGGGCAGCGUGCUCAAGCCCGCGUUUGAGCGGUUCAUGGUGCACAAGACGCGGACCGAGGCGGCCGCACGCAAGUUUCUUGAGGACGCGGGGGUGGGGCACUACUGGGACUUAGCGGCCAACUUUGUCGAGGAGUGACGGCACUGCAGUAGGAUUGCCGUGCUCGAUUGGAUCGUUGAUCUGACCAGGUCGCAGUUGUGGCGCUGUUAAAAAUUCCGAGCCAAGUCUGCUUCUAUCUUGGACUGCAAAGUGGCUCGUUGUUGAACGAACGGGAAAUUUUGCAGGCUGAUUGCUCAGCGUGCAAAUGCACGAGUCCAAGCUUCAGAAGUGGGUUCCUGCGCUCGUAGGUCGGCCAACUGGAUAUGAGAGUGCAAGCAUGCAUUGCACAAACAAUUGGCUUCAUGGAUAUCCGGAACCGCUUCGCUCUAGA